AUGUCGGAAACGUCGGCGGCAAAACUACGUGCCACCGGAAGUUCCGCCGCGCCGUCAGCCGCCGCCGCCCCCGCGACCAAGAGGAAGACCUUCAAGCGCGCCCUCAAGGGGACCGUCGGCGUUGGCCUGGCCGCCGCUUCCGCGGCGCUCAUAGCCCGCUCCGACGACAUCGGGGAGUGGUUGCAGUCCGUCGCGCCGCACGUUUUACCGCACACGGUGGUUGUGCCCGGUGGCGCGGACACCGCCGUCCUGGCGGACUUCGUCCUCCGGGCCAUCGCGGAGGCGAAGAGCUGUGUGCAGGAGGGGGUCAACGUCUGCUUGGACGCUGAGGGUCGAGUGACGGCGCUGUACACGUUUAUUUCCCAGUGGUACCUGAGCCCCAGGCAGCACGUCGUGGAGAUGGCGUUGUCCAUCCUGGUCCUGUCCCCGCUUGUCUAUCUCUACUUCAAGCUUUGCCGAGCGCGGCUGAGGCUCAAGCGCGCGGCGGGGGCCUUCGACGCGAAGAGACCAAGCCUCCUCAUGAAGCUCUGGGGGGCGGCGCUGCUCGGCCUUGUCGGAGCCGGAGCGUUCCUCAAGUUCACCAAGCAGGAGCUCAUCUCGCACCCGGCGUACCUGUGGCAGCCCUGCCACGUCCACAGCCUCGUCAUGGGGCUGUGCGCCUUCGUGGAGACGGAGGGAUCGCUGCUGGUGAUGCACGUGGCCACGACCCUGUGGUGGGGGCCGUUCCUUGCGUUCGUGGCGCCCUCGCUGCCAACCGACCCCGUCGAGAUCGCCAUUUUCUGGGCGCAGCACGCCCUGAUGCUACUAGCUCCGUUCCUUCGACUGACCGUGGGGACGAGGUGGUUGUACAGGGACUUCUGGUGGAACUCCGUGGGCUUCGUGUUCUUGACCUGCUACCACUGGUGGUGGCUUGCCCCAGUCAACCUCUUCACGGGGGUGAACGUGGCCACCAUGUCGGUGCCCCCAGACUCCCUCGAGAUGUUCGGGAAGUACUACCGCCCGGUGUGGGGGUUGAUCUGCGGUCUCCUUCAGCUGGCCGCGGUCGGGGUCAUGUGCGUGCUGGCCCGUGUGUUCGGGCAGAUGCCGUCGUCAACAGCAGCAGCAGCAGCAUCACCGACGCCAUCGUCUGGUAGGGCUAAAGGUCGUUCCUCGGCCAUGAAGGGGACCCCGCAACGUACCAAUGGGAACGCCAGAUCUAGCACCGGCAGCAGCAGCAGCUCUAGCAACAACGCCUGCGGGGUCCGCCGAAGGGUACCCGACGAUGCGGUGGGGAUUUCUCAGGAGAAGGCGGUGUCGCUUGUGGAUGGGAACUAAAUAGCCGUAGGAGCUACGAGAGCGCGCCGCCAGAUUCUGGGACUGCGGGCCAACGAUUUCUCGGCGGGGAAGCUUCCUGGAAAAUCCCCCCCCCCAAGUA
Messenger RNA from Ectocarpus siliculosus, 1414 nucleotides. NCBI's taxonomy places the organism in Eukaryota, Phaeophyceae, Ectocarpales, Ectocarpaceae. The record is from the annotation of a GenBank genome assembly.